GCGUCAUUCACUCAGUGGACUGACUGACUUGCGGACACACGGACACGAGCAACUGAAAGUUAAAGUCAAGAUGGCAAGUAAACUCCUGCUGAGAGCAUGCAGAGUGACUCUGAUGGGGAGACAGAAUAUUUUAAUGAAAGCACCUGUGCGUGCCAUGGCCGGAAAAGGUAUUCCAACAGAUGAUGAGCAGGCUGCAGGUUUAGAGCGACGCAUCCUGCAGGCGUUGAAAAAGGGCCAGGAUCCAUACAGCAUACUCAAGCCAAAGGAGUACACUGGAAAUAAAGACGACCCUCAUAUUGUUCCAAGCAUCAAUAACAAACGGCUGGUUGGCUGCCUCUGUGAGGAGGACAACACCGCUAUCGUUUGGUUCUGGUUGCAUGAGGGAAACCCGCAGCGCUGCCCGUCCUGCGGCUCGCAUUAUAAACUGGUUCAUCACGAGCUGCCACACUAAACCGAAAUUCACCUGCUGAACCAUUCACAAAUAAUCCACAGCAGAAACCUUCUGAGCCUCAGUGCCAAUACCAAAUAUGUACAGAAUUCACGAAUAAAACUAUUUCAAACUUUUAA
Molecule: messenger RNA, 567 nt
Organism: Xyrauchen texanus (razorback sucker)
Lineage: Eukaryota; Metazoa; Chordata; Actinopteri; Cypriniformes; Catostomidae
Product: cytochrome c oxidase subunit 5B, mitochondrial
Exons: 4
Coding region: 71-451 (126 amino acids)
Biological process (GO): mitochondrial electron transport, cytochrome c to oxygen
Cellular component (GO): mitochondrial envelope
Source: RefSeq, a predicted model, not a curated record